AGUCGCUGACAGGUCGCGUUGUUCCGUGGUUCCGUGGUGUUUGGCUGCUGGCUGUACGGAACCGUUUUAGACCACUUCGAUUUGGCCACGACACGGAACGGAACGAGAGCGAUUAACGAGUGUUCGCGGGAGUUGCAACGCACGUGCAAAGUCAGCGAUCCGUCCGUCAAUCCUUGGUGCCAGCGCAGCUUCUACAAAAUGUCGGUGCUCCUUCUUCUGCUGCUCCCCCUGCUACUGCCCACGGGUGAGUCGAAGAUGCUGAUCGAGCGACACUUGCGCCCAUCACCGGAAGCGUAUCAUCGGCAGCGGGCGCAGCUAGUGCAGAAGGAAACCAGCAUGGCGCUCGGUGCUGACAUUCAGCUCACCGCCAACGAAACCAUCGUCAACGAGUACCUGAUGUCGCUGAAGCGCGCCGAACUGGCGGAAGGAUUCGCCGAUCCGUUCCAGUUCGUACCGGCUCGCCAUUUCUUCCAGGUGCUGGACAAGAUCGAUGCCUCGCCGUUGUACCAGCUGAUCCGCCGUAUGCCAAAGGGUGGAGUGCUGCAUGCGCACGACACUGCACUGGCCGGUACGGAGGUGAUCGUACGGCUUACCUAUGAGGAACAUCUUUGGCAACGGGGCACCUUCAAGGGGUGGAAUGGUCCCGAGUUUCUGUUCGCUCGUACGGCACCGGCCGGUGAUGGGUGGGAGUUGGUACGGGAUGUCCGCGAACGGACCGGAGCGGAACAGUACGAUGAAGCUGUGAGGCAUCUGUUUACGCUGUACGAUGAGGAUCCAGUGAACACGUACAAAAGCAUCAAUGACGUUUGGUCGCGCUUUACGGCCAUGUUCUUCUCGUUUCAACCCAUCGUUACGUAUCGGCCAGCAUGGGAGAUGUACUUCCGGGAGGCACUGCAGCAGUUCUACGACGAUAAUGUGAUGUACCUGGAGUUCCGCGGUGUGCUACCAACGCUGUACGAUCUGGAUGGCAAAACCUACACACCGGAGGAGGUGGUGGAAAUGUAUAUUAACGUAACGGAGCAGUUUAAAGCGACGCAUCCCCAGUUCGCCGGUACAAAGUUCAUCUACGCGCCACUCCGGAACGUCGACAACGAGACUGUGGACCAGUAUCUGAGCACUGCCGAGCGGUUACACCUGCAGUACGGUAGCUACGUCGUUGGGUUCGAUCUGGUGGGCCAGGAGGAUCUGGGCCGGCCGCUGGUCGACUUUGCCGACAUGCUGCUCACCCUGCCACCGACCAUCAACUUUGUGUUCCAUGCCGGCGAAACCAACUGGCACGGUAUGCAGACGGACGAAAACUUGAUCGAUGCAAUUCUGCUCGGCACCAAGCGAAUCGGGCACGGGUACGCGCUACAGAAGCACCCGCUGCUGCUGGACGAGGUGAGACGGCGCCGGAUCUGCGUCGAAAUCAAUCCCGUUUCCAAUCAAGUGCUCAAGCUGGUCGCCGACUAUCGGAACCACCCGGCCAGCGCGCUCUUCACGACCGAUUUCCCGCUCGUGAUAUCGUCCGAUGAUCCGUCGUUCUGGCGGGCGACUCCGUUGAGCCACGAUUUCUAUAUUGCCUUCCUGGGAAUCGCUUCCGCGCACCAGGACCUACGGCUACUGAAGAAGCUCGCCCUCAACUCGCUCCACUACUCGCUGAUGGCGGACGGUGGCGAGAAGGAGGCGGCCAUCGCACAGUUCGAGCGCUCGUGGAGCGACUUCAUCGAGCUGACUGUGGCGCAGAUACUACGGACACAAAAUCGAUAGCUUCGCCGGUUCACCCCCGCCGAGACUUUUCGGCGAAACGCUUAAUCUUCGUCAAUAAUUCUUUCGAUUACGCGAACGGUGGCAAUAGGAUACAGGGCAUCCAUCCAUCCGGCUUCGUUUGCUGUCCAGUGUUUUGUCUUGUGCGACGAUUCGCGUUCCCCUUUCCCCGAUUGAGUGGUCAUGUCGUUGCUCACCGCCGAAAUGUUUCAAUAAACGUUCUUAAAAAGCAGCAGAUUGUGCUGUU
Messenger RNA from Anopheles aquasalis, 1993 nucleotides. Its product is annotated as adenosine deaminase 2-A. The record is from RefSeq and is a predicted model, not a curated record. Gene Ontology annotation, molecular function: adenosine deaminase activity. Gene Ontology annotation, biological process: adenosine catabolic process; inosine biosynthetic process. Lineage: Eukaryota; Metazoa; Arthropoda; Insecta; Diptera; Culicidae.